CCGCUCUAUUCCUCCGGCUCCGUUCACCUCCAUUCACACAGUAAACAGAAGCAUGGAGGCUGCGACUCUCGGGCUGUGAUACCGAACAGCGGGGGGUAAAGACACCGCCGCGUGCGCGCUCCCGUCGCGGAAACCCACAGGAAGCCCGCGCGUCGCUAGCGAACGCCUCGCCGGGUCGGAUCCAGACGUUUUUUCCUCCCCCCCCCCCCGUGGAAGCGAGGAUCGCAGGCGGGCGGCAGAGCGGGUUCAGCCCGCCGCGCCGAGCAUGAAGCGGGCGGCCGCGGUGGCCAGGCACAAUGGCCUCGUCUCCCCGCUGGGGAACAACAACUCCGGGGCUUCGAGCAUCGUCUCGCCGCCGAGAACCGCGAGCCUCUCCGCCGCCGCCGACGCGGGACCCGGCGGCGGGACGGACGGCCUGCUGGACUUCUCCAGAGGCCCCGCCGUCAAAACCGAGCUGGCGUGCAGAUGGGUCGACCGAAGUUCUCCGAGGCAGAUGCUCGGGCGGACGGCGGCGUCCGUCUGCGAGCAAACUUUCGGCUCCAUGCACGAGCUGGUGGACCACGUCACCACCGAGCACGUCGCCGCCGGGUUCGAGUGCCUCAGUCACGUCUGCAUGUGGGACGAGUGCCUGCGCGGCGGGAAGGCGUUCAAAGCCAAAUACAAACUCAUCAACCACAUCCGCGUGCACACCGGGGAGAAGCCCUUCUCCUGCGCCUUUCCCAACUGCGGCAAGAUGUUCGCACGCUCCGAGAACCUGAAGAUCCACACGCGCACGCACACCGGUGAGAAGCCCUUCCAGUGUGAGUUCUGCGAGCGACGCUUCGCCAACAGCAGCGACCGCAAGAAGCACUCGCAGGUCCACACGGCCUCCAAGCCCUACGACUGCAAGGCCCUGGGCUGCACCAAGUCCUACACCCACCCCAGCUCCCUGCGCAAACACAUGAAGGUCCACGUCAAGUCGUCGCCGCCCGCCGACCCCCAGGACGCGUACGACCCCCAUCAGCUGCAGCAACCUCACCCGGCGCUCCUGGAGCCGCUCGACCUCAAGAUCCACCGCCUCUCCCCGUCGCUCGUCAAUGGCAACACUGCGUUUCCUCUCCUGUCCAAUCGCGCGCUGGACAUCGGCCCGGCCGGCGGCGCCGACCACAAGCUGCUCCUGCGGAGCUCGUCCCCCAUGGCGGUGCCCCUGGAUCUCUCUCUGUCGGGCCUGAAGAGCCAGCUGGCCCAGAAGCAGCAGAGCGGGAGGACCCGGCGGAGGAGCCAGCGCUCCGUCAACCCCGCCUUACCUCAGUUGUCUAACAUUAAAGAGUGGUACGUGUGCACCAGGAGCACGGCGCCACACAUUCCUCUGCUUCACCCGGACCACAUCAAGUCCGAACCUAGUGAUGACGACGAGUACGUCACGUAGAGUGGAGCGCUGGCGAGGUUUGGACUUGAAGAACAUACGUUGACAUGGAUGUGGAGUCACAGGACAUUUCCAGAACCAGCGACGUUGUGGUUCAACACCGGGGGGGGGCGGGAGGGGGGGGGCGCCCCCGCUGGGAUGAGGAGGAGGCCGCCAGUCGGCCCCUAGCGGACUCGUCAGUUACCGUGGCCAGAAAGGACCAGAGGAAUUCCAUCUUAACAGCGUCACAAAAAAAGUUGUGUGAAGGGGGGGGUGUAACAUGACGACCUCUACGGAGACACAUUACUGAGCAGUUUAUCUACGUGAAGCCAUUUCAAUUGACCCGGGUGGAAAGCGGUUAAUGCUGAGUCACGAGGCGCUCGUGGGCCGGUCAGCGUGUUUUUAACCAACUAGUUAGUGCAACCUCCGAUACAAACGGCAGCCAAAUGCCUCUGCAAAAGACGGGGUUCCAGAUGUUGUUGGCCGAUCCGAUGAGCACUUUGUUUGAAGCAAACCGAGGCUUGUUUCUCUCCUCCCAGUCCGAUGGCAGUCUGAAGAACCUCCUUUCUUCUGAUCAUCAAGUGUCUCCUUAUCCACUUCAUCCCUAUGGACCUUCUCCACUUCAUCCCUAUGGACCUCUCUAAGUGGGUUAAUCACUUGUAUCUGUUUACACUCCAUGUGCAAUUUAGUGAAGACCCUAUACGUCAUCCAUGUAUUUCUUUAACAUUAAACGGUUUUAAACGAUG
Molecule: messenger RNA, 2130 nt
Organism: Gasterosteus aculeatus aculeatus (three-spined stickleback)
Lineage: Eukaryota; Metazoa; Chordata; Actinopteri; Perciformes; Gasterosteidae
Gene: zic2b
Product: zic family member 2 (odd-paired homolog, Drosophila) b
Biological process (GO): regulation of transcription by RNA polymerase II
Cellular component (GO): nucleus
Molecular function (GO): DNA-binding transcription factor activity, RNA polymerase II-specific; RNA polymerase II cis-regulatory region sequence-specific DNA binding
Source: RefSeq, a predicted model, not a curated record